AUUCAGCAGGUAGCGCCGCAAAAAAAAACUGUAGAAGAAGUCAAGGCCCACCCCUUAUCUCUAUGGAAACGACUCUUUGUACUUGCUGUUAAGCUUGUUGGUAUAAUUUAUUAAACUUUGUUCACCAACCUGCAUAUUAACUGCUCUUUACUGGCUUCCACAUAUUUGUCUAGAACUUGUUUUACUCUGCGAGAUGUUACUAAGCUAACCAAGCUAGCAAAACUAGUCAUUUGCUCACUAGCGUUUGAAACGUGCUAGUGUUAGCUAGCAAACCAGUGGAGUUUUACGCAUCUUUAACAUAGCUGAAUAAUAUGACAGACAACUGGAACACAGAUACAGGAGAAGCUGUGUAUCGAUCUCGGGAUGCCAUCAAAAACUUGAGGAUAAAGGUGCGUAUAGAGAGGGUGACUUCCACAACUGCACUCUCUCAGCACCUCCAGCAGCAGGUUCUAUCCCAGCAAGAUAGAGGAGCAAUUGAACUGGAAACCCUACCUUCUCAAGGCCAUAGAGAUGAUAAUGAGGAGGAGCUUUUGGUGGGAUGGCAGGAGAAGUUUUUCAGUCAGUAUGAGAUGGAGCUGUUUCAGAAUGAGGCAGCAUGUCAAACGCCUUUAGACCGUCAGUACCACACAGAAGUCAAGGCCCUAAACAGAACCAAGGGAAGAAAAAAUAACAGGAUUUUUACUUACACUGACCAUGAUCGCUACACAAACUGUCUGUCAUUACACCAACUGCAGCAAUCCACUGACCUAUUGGCCACAACUAAGGCUAGCCCCACUUUCCUGGCUCAGAGGAUGGCCAGUGUGAGACACCGGCGUCAAGACAGACGCACCAUGGAUUGUGGUCUCCCUAAAUCAAAAAUAAUUAACUGGGAGCCCACAGAGGAGUUUGUAAAAAGCAGUCAUGUAGUUAAUAAUGCAAUGCAGACCAUGCACAUCAUGGGGGACCUUGGACUAACUGGGAGGUUGGGACUGAAAGAGAAUGAAUGCUUGUUGGUCACCAUUAAAACCGAUGGCAAUGGAACAGUAAUUUUAAAACCUGAUUUCAACAAGGACAAAGAUCCCUACAGGAUUGUAACAGAGGGGGAAAAGAAAGAGGUUUGGCGUCUUACUGUGGAGAAUGUAUCUACAGUCAUGAAACCAGAAGAUAAGGAAAGAGAGCAAAACAUGUACAAAGAUCUGUAUGUAAGACACAAGGAGUACCUCAACAGCCUAGUUGGGCAGGACUUUGAAAUGCCACCAGGGGGUAUUCUGCGUUUCUUGAUGAAUGGAGAGAUAGUCUCUGCUAAAGGGUUUGAGUAUGAUAACUUAUACAUCCACUUCUUUAUGGAACUGCCUAACAAUUGGUCCAGUUUGCCAUCCCAGUCGUUGUCAGGGGUAACACAGACCUGCCGGACUAAAACUCUAGGAAAGGAAAAUGUAGCUUUUUUCAGUUACCCCUUUACCUUUGAGACUUUCUACAUGAGUGACAAAGAGAGUGAUGAAUCAGUCCCCCAGUGGCCAGUGCUGUACUUCAAGGUUCUUUCUCUUGACUCCUGGCAGCGCUAUCGGACUGAAGGCUAUGGUUAUCUUAUUUUUCCUGCCUCACCUGGUAAAUAUGAAAUAACAUGCCAUACAUGGAGACCCCUUCAGACAGGGACAGUGUCUGCACUCAGACGUUUUUUCAUUGGCGGUUCUCCAGAGCUUGAAGACAACAGCUACGUCAGAAUACCAGGAACAUUUAAGGGAGAGAGACUGAGUCGCCUUGGCUUUCACACCGAAAGCACUGGAAGUGUCACCUUUAAUCUACACUGCAUCCAACAAGCAAAGGCAUUUGUUGCUGCCUCCAUGUUGAAGAAGAGGAGGCAAAAGGUUUUUGACCAUCUUGGAGGGUUUAGUCAGCAAGGAGCUGUCUGCACCAUCUUGGAGGCCUUUCAGAGGGCCAGGACAAAGAUGCAAGAAGCCAGAGAAAGUCUUCCCAGAGACCUCAUCAACCCUACUUCCCUCUCCCCAUUUGAAUCAUCUGCAUAAGUGUGAACACUGUCAAAUGUUUGCUCUAUUAAAUUGAAGGGGCCAAAUAGUU
Betta splendens (Siamese fighting fish) is the source of this 2058-nucleotide messenger RNA. It is a transcript of the gene mks1, whose product is annotated as MKS transition zone complex subunit 1. Gene Ontology annotation, biological process: cilium assembly. Gene Ontology annotation, cellular component: MKS complex. The record is from RefSeq and is a predicted model, not a curated record. The transcript has 18 exons. Lineage: Eukaryota; Metazoa; Chordata; Actinopteri; Anabantiformes; Osphronemidae. The coding region runs from base 312 to 2006 and encodes 564 amino acids.